Eutrema salsugineum is the source of this 951-nucleotide messenger RNA. RefSeq lists its product as uncharacterized. Bases 140 to 652 code for a protein of 170 amino acids. Gene Ontology annotation, biological process: vesicle-mediated transport; endoplasmic reticulum organization. The transcript has 6 exons. Lineage: Eukaryota; Viridiplantae; Streptophyta; Magnoliopsida; Brassicales; Brassicaceae. Gene Ontology annotation, cellular component: endoplasmic reticulum membrane. The record is from RefSeq and is a predicted model, not a curated record.
CUAUCCAAAUUAACAAAAUCUAAUGGAUCCGUCAACGUGACCCUAAAACUCACUUUCUCUCUCCGCUCGACGCCGAACGCAAACGAUCAAUCGACGACGGCUUCUGACGACCAAACGGUGCCAAUUUCCAUCGGAGAAGAUGCAGCAGAGGAAACCGACGGCGGGUAGGCCCAGUGGCACCGAUGGAUCCGAUUUCUCAUACCGGAUGGUCGUUGACUCUCGUUACACGAAGGUCACUAAAGGGAAAUCUCGUCUCCGUCCUUUGAUCUUAGCUCAGGCUACGAUUUAUAUGAUUGGACUAUCGUGUGCAUUUCUGACAACGACUAAAAAGGAUGAGACGAACACACUUGCAAUUGCAUCUGCUGCUUUUGGCUUAGUGUCUUCAUUAAUAGGAGAAUUAGGUUGCAGACGCAGCAAAGCAAAUCUUUUGAGGCUCUACACAGCUGCAUCUACCGUUGUCAUGGUUCUUUCGGUGUUUUGUGCUGUUAGGAGCAGAUUAACAAUGGAGGAAAGGAAUAGCUCGGGAACAACAGCGAAGCUUGAGCUCGUAGGGUUCAUUUGUGCUCAAUUAGGAGCGGUGGUGCAGAUAUUAGCAAUCAUCGUUACGGGUUCUCUUGUCAAUAAUAUGUCACCGCCUACGAAAACAGCAUAGAGAAACAGAGGAUUUGGGUAUUGCAUCUGUGAUUCUCCUGCAUGAAGAAGAAACUUGAAGUUUUGUACCGUUUAGUUUUUUUUUUUCCACCAAAUGAAUAGUUGUAUACCGUUGUUUACUUAAUCAUUCAAACACACAUUAUUGAUAGAUUUGGUGCAGCUAGCUUAAGAAACCAGAUAACUCAGCUCAACCAAGAUACUCAAAAGAAUUGAAUAGGACCUUCUUCUAGUUACAUAGUUGAAUUCAAAGGAAUCUCAACGUAAAGGAGACAAAUCUCGUUUAUUAAUAGUCAAAAUUGC